UUAUGAGUCAAUUACUACUUUCUAUGUUUACGUUGUGUACGCGCGCUACGAAAUUGACUCGUUCAAGUCGGCGUAAGAUUUUGAGAUUAUCGAGUCGCUCUUUGAUUUCUCUCUGAGGUAACAGCAAAUUUUAUAGGUUGAUCGAACUCUUGUGCGUUUAAUUUUUCUGACGCUUCUUAAUACAGUUUUCAAUUGAAUCAAUAAUUAGAAAAGAAAACCAUUAUGGAUAAUAAAAGGUCAAAUGAUGAUGUGGAACCAACCAAUGUGGAUUCUACGGUGACUGAAUCACCAGUACUAAAGAGAGCCAGAAAUUACCCGGAUAACAUCGCGCUCGUGGUAGGUGGAUCAGUAGUAUUAUCACAAAAACUAGAUUACAACCAAAAGGAACAAAAGAUAUUAGAUCCAACCAAUGUUUAUUCCCUGGAAACUGAACCAAAAGUAGAUGCACCAAAGAUAUUAGAUCCAACCAACGUAUACUCCAUGGAAACUGAAUCAAAAGUAGAUGGACGAAAGAUAUUAGAUCCAACCAAUGUGUAUUCCCUGGAAACUGAACCAAAAGUAGAUGCACGAAAGAUAUUAGAUCCAACCAAUGUCUAUUCCAUGGAAACUGAACCAAAAGUAGAUGCACCAAAGAUAUUAGAUCCAACCAAAGUAUACUCCAUGGAAACUGAAUCAAAAGUAGAUGGACGAAAGAUAUUAGAUCCAACCAAUGUCUAUUCCAUGGUAAGUGAACCAAAAGUAGAUGCACGAAAAAUAUUAGAUCCAACCAACGUAUACUCCCUGGAAACUGAACCAAAAGUAGAUGCACCAAAGAUAUUAGAUUCAACCAAUGUUUAUUCCCUGGAAAUUGAACCAAAAGUAGAUGCACCAAAGAUAUUAGAUCCAACCGAUGUCUAUUCCAUGGAAAGUGAAUCAAAAGAUAAUCUCGAUGAUUCUGUAAAAACUGAUCAAUUCUUGUCUCCAAGCACGAGACAAACCCAUUUAACACCAAAAUCAAGAGCCGAUCUCAAUAGUCCUGACAAUGAUUAUAUCUUAUCUCCAAACUCAAGUCGAGCCCAUCUCACUCCUACAAGAAAAACUAGGCACUUUAAAAAACAUUCACAUCACGCAUCUUUAGAAUCGCUUGCAAGUCCAAACGAUUCUAAAAAUAUUCAAUGACAAAUGAAAUUUGGUAACGUUAGUAAGCAAGACAAUUGAUUGAAUUCAACUACAAUUCUUUCAAUAUAAAUUUAAUCUUUGAUUUAGUGACAAUUAUUCUAAAUAUAUUAAGUUGAAAAUAUAGUAAGAAUCUUUUAUAAUCCAUAAAAUAAUCUAAUAAUUCAUACAUUUAUUCUUUCGCAAAAUUCAAAAGCUUAUAAAAUACUAAAUAUUGCUAGCUAAAGGAGAUUUUUAAUAUGACACAAUACUUAUUAUAGAAUUCAAUAGCUUUUUUCACCUGUUUUUUGUACCAUCGAUAUCAUGUAGUAUUUUGUGGAUUAAUAAAUCCAAAUUACCCUCACAUAAAAUAUUGUCAAUUGCAAUUGAAAUUUGUAAAAAAAAAUGAGGAAAUGAUUAAAACAAGAUAACAAUUUUUUUUAAACGUAUUAUAACCUAACAAUUGUAUCGCAGUAACGCUCACUUUAAAAAAAAUUUUAUUAUUUUGUACAAGAAAUAUUUGACCAAUGGUAAAAAUGUAAAUUGAUGCAGAAGUAUCAGUAUACUUAUUUGCUAAAAUGUAAGACGCGUACAUAAAAAUAAAAACAAUUUCAUUCUGUGCA
Molecule: messenger RNA, 1757 nt
Organism: Trichogramma pretiosum
Lineage: Eukaryota; Metazoa; Arthropoda; Insecta; Hymenoptera; Trichogrammatidae
Product: cytadherence high molecular weight protein 3-like
Exons: 2
Coding region: 223-1158 (311 amino acids)
Source: RefSeq, a predicted model, not a curated record